Plenodomus lingam JN3 is the source of this 525-nucleotide messenger RNA. The record is from RefSeq and is a predicted model, not a curated record. NCBI's taxonomy places the organism in Eukaryota, Fungi, Ascomycota, Dothideomycetes, Pleosporales, Leptosphaeriaceae.
AUGGAGAAGUACGGCCUGGUCAAGGUCUACCGCACUGUGUCCCUCCUCUUCCCUGCGAUUUACGUGUUGACGCCCUUGCUUGGAUUUGCGGUACCAUGGGCAGGUGUUGCGCCUAUCAUCUCCGUGGUCUCCAUACUUGGGAAGCAUAUCCUUGCUGGCUCUGCAGUGGCUCUCGUUUCCCUCCUGGUACUCAACACAACACCUGACGCGUACUCGGCGGGAACUGUUGUGGGCUUGAUGCAGAUUGCCAGUCUGUUCAAGGCAUUUGCCGUUGCAGUCAGCGGGACAUCGUAUUACUUUAGCAGCGACUUGAGCGUUCAGAGUACCAAUUUGGGCCUCUGGGCUUGCCUGUCCCUGUUUGGCAUUGCUGGAGCGGCACUUGCAUGGUUCGUCAAGGAGCGACCUAGUGUGGUAACAGACUAUCCAACCGAGGUUCUGUGCUGGGAAAUGUGCUUUGAUGCGGAUGCGGAGAAGCAGAUGAGCGUGGACUCGGAUGAGGAAGAAGAAGAUGAAGAAGAAGCAUAG